AUGGCUGCCCGGAUAGGCGAUAUCAAAAUGCUUGAAUACUUGCUGCGCGAGAAACAAGCAGAUGCAAACUCGUGUCAGCCAGAUGGGUCAACGCCCCUUAUUCUCGCACUGAAACAUAACAAAGUCAAUCCCAAGAGACAUAAUGUUGUAUUUACUCUGCUCAAUAACGGUGCCAAAGUCACGUUGAAGAACAAGAAGGGGGAAACAGCCAAGGAUAUUGUUAAACGCACGAAGGUCGAGGGUGAUAAGAGUGUCUUAGUCCUUCUGAAAUCCUAUAAGGUCAUCGACAGGACUAGUACAAUAAGACGUCAGAGCAAUGUUUCAUAA
Messenger RNA from Fusarium graminearum PH-1, 327 nucleotides. RefSeq lists its product as uncharacterized. The transcript has a single exon. Bases 1 to 327 code for a protein of 108 amino acids. Gene Ontology annotation, molecular function: protein binding. The record is from RefSeq and is a predicted model, not a curated record. NCBI's taxonomy places the organism in Eukaryota, Fungi, Ascomycota, Sordariomycetes, Hypocreales, Nectriaceae.